This is a messenger RNA of Plasmodium cynomolgi strain B, 3906 nucleotides long. RefSeq lists its product as hypothetical. The transcript is spliced from 6 exons. Gene Ontology annotation, cellular component: cytoplasm; exon-exon junction complex. Lineage: Eukaryota; Apicomplexa; Aconoidasida; Haemosporida; Plasmodiidae. The record is from RefSeq and is a predicted model, not a curated record. Gene Ontology annotation, biological process: nuclear-transcribed mRNA catabolic process, nonsense-mediated decay. The coding region runs from base 1051 to 2511 and encodes 486 amino acids.
AUGGCAUCCUCGGAAGGUUGCAGUCCCAACAACGUGGUGAAUGCCCGAGAGGAGUACCUUGCAAGUUCGAGAGAAAACGAUGCAUUGAGGGAAAAAAUGAUAAAUUUUCAAAUCGAAAAAGAGGGAGACAAACAAAACAAAGCCUCGAUGGAAAGUAAAAAAAAUAUGAGCAUAAUUCACAUUCACAAAUUUAUUAACAAGCUAAAAAACGCAAGUGCAGCCAACCUAGAACAAAGCUACCUUCAGGCAUUGCUAGAGGACAUUAAACAGCUGAACAUAUCCAAGUAUCUGAGUGAAAUUUUUAAUUGUGUGUUGAAUUUAAUUCAUCAUGUGAGCAGGUACUCUGAUUUGUUCGUUUUUGUUAAUUUUAUGAGAUAUGUGCAUGACAAUUACGAACACGUGAGUGAACACAUCGACAGGAUAGUGUUUGCAAAAUAUUUUCGGUUGGAUGAGGAGGACAAAAAUUACUUCUUCCACGUCUUUUACGAAUUAUACAAUAAUGUUAGCGAGUCCAGCUUCUCCUCCAAGGGGGCCACCAGCUCGGUGAACAACUCCCGCACCGAAGUGGGAGCGAGUGCAGGGGAGAGUGUACAGGAGAGUGCAGCGGAAAGUGCAGCGGAAAGUGCAGCGGAAAGUGCAGAGGACAAUGCGGAGGAGAAUGUAGAACCGAGUGCAGGGGAGAGGGGUGCUGUGCAGGCAAGUGAACAGCCCCGUGCAAAUGGCGAUGGAAACGCGUGCGAGAGCCUGGUGCGCCAACUGAAGGAGCUUAGGACCUUCCAGAAGGCGAAAGCCACGGCGGUGAAAAACCUGCACAGGCAUAUGCACAAGGAGGGACGCGAAACCGACUCAUUCGUUCUAGAGCACAACCUGUUCUCGAAUGAAGGAAAGGAAACAAAGGGAUGGAAGAGCAACCAAGCGGAUCAAAAGGCAUACAUAAAGGAAAUGCUAAACGAUCCAGACCUCCUAAAGAAAAUAAAAAAAAAACAAAAAAAGGAAAAUACUUCUCUGUAUGUAUUUCGAACUCGUGCUACACGAUAUUUGCAAAAAUAGAUGACAUAUUUCUUUACUCUAAUUUUGGACUCGCAAGUGACUGAGAGGGACAGGAUUGGCUUGACUACAUCGUCGCAAGAGAAGCGCGAUGUGAAUCUUUACGCCACAAAAGCAGAUGUGCUGCGCGCUGUAAAGAAGCACCUCGCUGUCAGCACGGUGGUGACCAUGGCCAACCUGCUGGUGUACCUCUACGGAGAGCACCUCAUCAACGAAUACAGCACCGGUAGGAAGAAGACUCCCUGUCAGGUGGAGGACUGCGAUUUUUUUAGUGUGUACGAAAAGUGUGAGAAGCUUUGUUGCUACUUAGGGUUGGACGUCCCUAGUUUGGACUCUAUUCAAGUUGUGGGCAUCGAACUGUUGGGGAUGAAGGACGCCAGCGUCAAGCAUAUCAAGCUUUUCGAUAAGAUGAAAAAUAAUAACAGGAAGGAUAAGGACGGGCCAGCUGAUGAGUCGAUCCCCUUCUGGGCCAAUGAGCAGGAGAAGGCCUUUUACACCAAGUUCCCGGACUACUCCAAUAUCAAUAUUGUUCUGAAUGAGGACGAGGAGGACGGCAGCAUCGCGAAUGUCAGCUCUACCGCGAACGCGUCUAUCGCAGAUAACGCGUCUAACCCAGCUAAUGCUGCCAACCCCGGUAACGCUGCCACCCCCGGUAACGCUUCCAACCCCACUAACGCUUCCUCCCCCGGUAACGCUUCCAACCCCACUAACGCUUCCUCCCCCGGUAACGCUGCCACCCCCGGUAACGCUUCCAACCCCACUAACGCUUCCUCCCCCGGUAACGCCGCCAAUUGCGCCAACUGCGCCAACUCGGCUGUGCUGGAGGCGUCCGCCAGGAAGGACCCCAAGAAGGGGUUCCCGAAGUAUCUGGAGAAGCUGCUGCACAUGAACAGCGAGAAGGAGCUGGAGGACCACGUGAUGACCUUCCUGCUGAACUACAACACGAAGAGGAAGCGAAAGCUAGUGGCGAACAGCAUCACGCACAUCAACCAGGUGGUGCUGAAUUUGAUUCCCUUCUACUGUAGAUACGUAGCUAUCAUUAAUGUCUACAGGAAAGACAUGGCAGUAACGAUAAUCGAGGAGAUAAAAAGAAUAACAGAAAAAUUAAUCAAAGAAAAAUUACCUUGCCAAAAUAAAAAAACCAAAUGCAUAAAGUAUAUUUGCGAGCUAGCCAAGUUUAAGCUGUUAGACAUCACAUACAUUUUGGACGUGCUACAUUUACUGAAUGAAAAUUUUACAUCCGAUCACGCGGAGCUGUCUCUGUUCAUUUUGGAAAACUGCUCACUCCUUCUAAUUAAUAACUCAAAAACACACAUACGCUUUAUAAGUCUGUUACAGAAGAUAAAAAAAAUGAAAAGCUCGAGGAAUUUAUCCACAUCGUUCGAUCUGCUCUUUGAAGAAUGUUGCAUCAAGAUUGAGCAAGAAUUUGAUCCAAAAAAAAAAAAUUUAAAAAAAAUAAAAUAAAUGAGCAUCUAUCAGAUUAGGAACUUAGCAUCUCUGUUAUUCUACAUCGCCAUGCACAGACCUUCCUUCGUUACGCAGAUUAUAGAUGAGUUAUAUGAACGCAUCGUGCACAUUAUCGAGAGUAACGAUUUUAAAAAAUUCAACCUACUCAUUCAGUAUGCGCAUUUAUUUUCUGAACUGUUCAUUUACAGGAUCCUUAGUUCGAGUAGUGUGUUGGAUUUGCUGUACUUUUUGGUGGCCCUUUCCGACGCAGACAUGGCUAACUUCCACCACGUGGCGAGCAUCCAUCGGCUCUUCCACGAGAACCGCCGUGCCGUUCUGGCUGGGCGAGACAGCCCUGUGGAGAGCAAACGGGGAAGCGGCACGUUGGGGGGCGGUGGUGACUUCUCCCUUGGCGGGGACUUCUCCCAUGGCGGGGACAUCUCCCAUGGCGGGGACUUCUCCCAUGGUGAUGACUUCUCCUUCGGUGACUACGCAAACCCGCUUCACAAAUUCCUCCUCAUAAACCGGCGCAGCCCAGUGUUCCGCAACCUCCUCCAGGACCCCGAGUGUAGCAGCUUCAUUAACAUCAAAAUGGCCUGCAUAAUCAUAGAAAGGUGUGGAAAGUAUUUUCAAAAUGCUCCCCUCCUCAAAUUCAAAUUAACGAAAUUUUUUUUAAUAUUCAUCAGAUUUUUGCGUGUCCAGGAACCCCUGCCUGUUUAUAUUACUGAUUUAACAAAUAACGUUAUUGAUCUGUUUUGCAAAGAUAUGAGGGUGUUGAAAACGGUUAAGCAGGUGGACAAAUAUCUCCUUAGGUUGUUACGGUGUGAGUACAGAGUGUAUUUGAGCAUCACCGGGGGAGAGGAAUUAACCUUUCGACUCGACGCAGAAGAUGCCGCUGCGGAGGAGCACAACGACGUAGGGCGUGAGAAGCUGAAGGGGAACGCCCGCAGGGUGGAGGCGGGAUACCCCCACGGGGGGAGAAGCGGGUCGCAGGCAAAAAUGGGUGAGUACACCUACGGAGGUGCCUACCGAGAUCGCUAUGGAGGUGCCAACCGAGAUCACUACGGAGGUGCCUACCGAGAUCGCUAUGGAGGUCCCUACCGAGAUCGCUACGGAGGUGCCUGCCGAGAUGCCCAUCGAGAUGCUCGCCCAGGCACGCAAGUGCGGAGCAUUACAGCAGAGGACGGUGUCUCCAAGGAGAAGGACCAACAGGGCAGCCAAGUCAAACAGGAGGACGAAACUGCCAACGAAAAUAUCGACGAGGAAAUUAACGCAAUAAUUAAAUCAUCCAUUUUGGAAAACAGGUCUUGCCAGAGCAGGAGGGCCGCCACGCAGAACAUCAAGAACGCCACACUGUAUGACAAGCUGCUCGGCAGAGCGGGCAUACCGCUUGGCGCGAAGUGUGCCAAGUGA